AUGGACAUCCUACACGAUGAGAGCCUCAAUGAGCUCCCACCUCAAACGUCCUCCGCCGGUGCGUUAGCCACAGAGAAGCUAUCCAAAUUUCUCGACCAGCAAAGAAAUGCACAUCUAGAAGAGAAUUUUGGACAAGAGAAGGGGCUCUCGCGGGUGAAAUUGGCCACUCAGCUCCUUUCCUUGGACACGACCAUCAGCAAUAGGAGUUCAAGUAUCCCUGAAGAGAUCCCGGAAAAUACUAUCGGCUUUCGCAAGAUUGGAUUCGGACAGUGCGGUCUCGUUUUCGAAUGGCCUGGCCGAGAGAUUGUAAUCAAAGUGGCUAGACCGGGCUUUCAGGACGCCCUCUGGGUCGACUACGAAGCCCAUAAAGCUGUCUACUCUGCUUUCUUGGCACAGGGAAAUGUCACUCAGUGUCGAGUUCCACGGGUAUACAACCACAUAUCAAAGGAGAACCGGUGGUGGCGGGAAAACAAGGGGCUGUUCACGGAACAGCACGACGAUUUUCCCAUCCCUGCUUCGGCACUCACUUCAGAACAUAUAUUGCCCUUGGCUGGAGUUAUACGAGAAACAUUAGUCGACAAGUACUGCCCUCGGAGCAUGCAACAAGCCGCACUGAAGAACUCCCUGAACCGCGAUUGUCUGGCUCGGGUCUACCUGGGCCGACGACGCUCGCCUCACCAGCCUCGACAGGUGAACUUUUCCCUCAGAAAUUUCAACCUGUGUCUUGAUCAAAUGAUGGACCUUGGCCUCCCCGUUUCAUCAUAUGCAUCGGCGAUUGGCGAAGCACUGGCAGUAAUCCACUGGGCUGCCAACGUGGAUGGGUACGAUGUCGAGUUUGUUCUGGGCAGCGAGGCCAUUGUUGGUUUACAAUCGCCGAAAACUCCUUCUUUGCAUACUACUCUAGAGCCCCCUUGGACCGCAACUGAAGACAGGAGAAAGACUACUCGAAUCUGGGUGCUCGACUUUAACUUGUGCACCCAAUGGGAGGAGAAAACCGGAUGGGAACAACCCGAGGCCCUGGUUGAGCAACUCGUGAUGGCGUUUUUCGAAAACGACCCGUACUACCCGUUACCACUGAUGGAUGAUGACCUGGGCAAGCAACUCUGGUCUGUCUUCCGGGAUAGUUACUCGACCAAGGCGGAAGAGGUUCUAGCAGAGAAGGACGAGAGGCUGAGGGCGCUUCCACAUACAUUCAUCGAAGCCUGUAUUGAAAGGGAGCGGCAAAAUAUCGAUAAUGGACUGGGACAUGGGUAUCGCCAACACAAGGGGUAA
Messenger RNA from Fusarium vanettenii 77-13-4, 1272 nucleotides. RefSeq lists its product as uncharacterized. Lineage: Eukaryota; Fungi; Ascomycota; Sordariomycetes; Hypocreales; Nectriaceae. The transcript has a single exon. The record is from RefSeq and is a predicted model, not a curated record. Bases 1 to 1272 code for a protein of 423 amino acids.